AUGACUUCAAUCGCCAUCUCGACGGACAACCCGUUUCAGAAGCUGAUCACAGAAACACAUGACGAUCCAGCAAAAUUGCAAUCCGCAUACGAAAACCAUCGAAUCAAUCGCAACGCUCAGCAGAAAGAAAUUAUCCUCGCAGAUGAAUUUCCAGGCUGGAAAUUAGACGAAAUUCUCAUGCGACUGGAUGGGCCACGCAAGGAAGAUGACUAUAUCGAUCCCCGCAACUGUCUGGUCUUUUGGGGGCGCCCGUCUUCUCCAGUCCGCGACCUGAUCGUGUACGUGCAAGAUGAGCUGAAAGCCGUUGCACCUUCGCUCUGGACAAUGCCUCCGCAGAACCUACACAUUACGGUACUUGAAGUCGCGCAUUCCUUGACCAAGGACCAGAUUGAAGGACUCGUCCAAACUCUGAAAUCCUCGACAGAAGUGACCCCGAAUCAAAUAUCUGAGUAUCCAAUGAGUCAUAAGACACGUCUCAUCAAGCCCAUCGUUAGCUUCGACUCCGCCGCACUGGCCCUGAGCUUUGUUCCGGCUGCCGGCGAGCCUGCAAGGGGCCAAUCAAGGGGUUCGAAUGAUGAUUACAGCUACCACCAUUUUCGCCGCGACAUUUUCGAAAUGACGCGACAGGCAAACCUCCCGGUGGCUUCUCGUUACAUCGUUCCAUCGGCACAUCUCACCAUCGCCCGAUUUAUCAAUCAGGAUGGGUUUCUCGUCGAGGAAGGGGGAAAAGGGUCAAGUUGA
Messenger RNA from Penicillium manginii, 741 nucleotides. RefSeq lists its product as uncharacterized. Bases 1 to 741 code for a protein of 246 amino acids. Lineage: Eukaryota; Fungi; Ascomycota; Eurotiomycetes; Eurotiales; Aspergillaceae. The record is from RefSeq and is a predicted model, not a curated record. The transcript is spliced from 3 exons.